CCCCCGGCGCCGCUUCCGGUGGGGGCCCCGCCUCGCAGCCCCCGCCGCCGCUGCCGCCUGCGGGGCUGGAGGAGGAGGCGGAGGCGGAGGCGCCAGAUCUGGAACUGCAGCGGUGGCGGCAGUGGCGUCUGGAGCGGGGACCAGAGCGGCGGCGGGGCCGGACCGGGCUGGGGCCAGAGCCGCCUAAGCCAUUGUUGAGACCUGAAGGGUCCAGUGUGGAUCCCGUGUGCCUACUUGGCAGGACCCAUCUUCCUAGCCAUGCCAACCGGCGGAUGAGACUUGAGGCUGUGAUGGAGCAGCUGCAGAAGCAUCAGAAGCAGCAGCAGCAGCAGCAGCAGCAUCCAGCCCCUAUACAGAUGGAAUCCAGGGAAAGGCAGGAGCGGCAGAUGAGAGAAGCCCAGCUCCUGUAUGCUCAGCAGCUAGCAUCCCAGCAGGCCAAUCUCACCCCUCCAUCAAGCAAGGCUUCUGGGAAUCCUGCUCUGGGGCCACUGGCCAGAGCACCACCAGGAAUGGCAGCUUCUCGGAGUGUGAACUCGGAACCUGAUGAAGAAGAGGAAGGAGUACUGGAAGAUGAGGAAGGAGAUGGGGAAGAAGCAGAGAUCAUUGAGAAAGAAGCCCAACAUUCUUCCAAAUAUUUCCAUGUGCAGAAAGUGACUCGUCAUGACCCCAGACCUACCUCCAUGUUGAAUCCUCCUCUUCCAGCAUCAGGGCUGCAGAGGGGGCUACAGAUCAAAGAUGAUCAUGCCAGAGAUGCUUCUAAAGGCUCACCUUCAGUCCCAGCAUCUGGGCACCCAAAUUGGAACCUGGAAGAGCAGCUCAAGCAGAAUGGUGGUUUGACCUGGAGUGAUGAUGCUGAUGGAGGACGGGGAAGAGAGAUCUCUCGAGAUUUUGCUAAGUUGUAUGAACUGGACAGUGACCCUGAAAGGAAAGAAUUCCUGGAUGACCUUUUUAUCUUCAUGCAGAAGCGAGGGACUCCGAUCAACCGGAUCCCCAUCAUGGCCAAGCAGAUCCUGGAUCUCUACAUGCUCUACAAACUGGUGACAGAAAAGGGGGGGCUGGUGGAGAUCAUCAACAAGAAGAUUUGGAGGGAGAUCACCAAAGGCCUCAACCUGCCCACGUCUAUCACCAGCGCAGCCUUCACGCUGCGCACCCAGUACAUGAAGUACUUGUACGCCUAUGAAUGUGAGAAGAAAGCGCUGAGCUCCCCCGCUGAGCUCCAGGCUGCCAUCGACGGCAACCGGCGGGAGGGCCGUCGGCCCAGCUACAGCUCCUCCCUUUUCAGCUACUCCCCCACCACCCCUGGUGGGCCCACCUCCCUGCUCUCCCCCCCCAAGAUCCGAUUCCCCAUCCUCGGCCUCACCCCCAGCGGCAGUGGUGGAAGCAACAGUCCUCGGCUACCGCCAGCUGCGACACUCAGGAAAGCAGGUGAUGGAGUCACCAUGUCGGUGCCCAUGCCCAACCGGCUGGCUGUGCCAGUGACCUUGGCGGGAGGCCAGCAGGCAGGCACCCGCACCAGUACGCUGGAGCAGCUGCGCGAGCGGCUGGAGGCCGGGGAGCCUCCUGAGAAGAAGGUGUCGAGGAUGACCGAGGAGGAGCAGCGGUUUGUGCAGCAGGCUUUCCACCGAAACCUGCUCAGCGUGGCCCGGCAGCUCCCCAUGAAAGUAAAAAUCAACGGCAGGGCAGAAGAUCGCUCUGAGGCAGCCGCCGCGCUGAACUUGUCCACGAGUGGCAUUGGCAGCAUUAACAUGUCUGUGGAGAUCAAUGGCACCAUCUAUGCAGGUGUGCUGUUUGCCCAGAAGCCUGUGGUCCACCUCAUCGCCAGCCCAGCCCCUCAGAGCACCUGUAGCAGCAGCAGCAGUGUUAGCUCCCACUGCUCCCCAAGUCCUACCUCAUCUCGGGGCACCCCCAGUGCAGAGCCCUCAACCAGCUGGGCCCUCUGAUGAAUCAGGAGGCCCAGCUUCCACCUCAAGAGCCAGGAAAGGAGUUGAACAGUUUUUACCUCAUCACCCGGCCCCCACUUCCCAGACCCCCCGGCCGGACAGCGAGGGCCCUGCCCGUCUGUCCAGCGGCCAUUCCAGCCCUGCUGCGCCCCUGGGGAGGGAAGGAGCUGGAGGGGAGGGGAGGGCAGUGCUUGUCUUGGGUGACGGGGAGGGGGCGGUCGCUGAGGGCCUGGCGUCUCCCAGCCUGGAGCAGCACAGUGUAUCGACAAUCUGAGAGCCGGCCGGGGGUGGGCUUCCCCUUCCUAACCUUCCCCUUAAUUUAUUUCCCAUGAUCGUCACCCCAUUGCCACCGACUCAUCCUGCCAGCUCUGUCCUUAAGCUUCCUUCCUCCCCCAAAUCAGUGGGAAAGAUGAUCUCGAAGGGUGCUUCUGCGUGUGAGCAGCCCGGGGUCCCCAGGACGCCGGGGGUGCUGCCUGCACACACGAUGGGAGCCCCAAAGCACUGCUGAGUAUCUCCUAAGGGGAGGGGAUCGCUUCUCAGGGUCUUGUCCAGUCCAGCGUCACCCAAGGGUACUCCCCCCAGCCUGUCCCCAGGAAAAUUGCCCUUUCCUGAUCCCUGUCCCCCCGGCCCUUCCAGCCCGCCCUCCCCACGCUCCUCCGGCCAGGCCAUCCCUCCUCCCUCCCCCUCCCCCUCCCUCCAUCUCUAGGGGCCAACUCAGCACCCCCCUCCCUAGACCCCCUAACCUGCCUGUAUCGGGUUCUUUGAAAUACCUCAGAUUUGUAAUUGUUGAUGUUUGAUUCUUCAGGAAGUAUUUGCAUCUCUGAAAUCUUUUUAUAUGUGUUUUGCUGACUUUGUUUUUUAUUUUUAUUAUAAUAAUAAUUAUUAUUGUAGCACCAAAGAUGAAAAAAAGCAUCCCCCCCAAAGCUGAGCAAAGCGCUUGGUAUCCCAACCCUGAUGGCCCUUCCCUCGGACCCCGAAGAAGGGGGCGGGGAAGGCACGAGGCAGAUGACUCAGGGAUAGGAGCCGGAGAGGAGGCGGCGGCUCAGACUCGCUCUUCGUGCCAGCUGGGGUUUCCGGACUCUCCCCAGGAGAUCGAGGCCUCCUUUCCUGCCAAAACGGGGCUCGUCACAACUCUUCCCCGACCCCAGCACGUGCCCCCUGGAUCCCCGUGAAGCCGCUGCCUGGAGCCGGGACUGGGUCUUUGAGCGGCCCAGCACUCGCCUCCUGCCCCGCCACCGUCAGCACCGUGCUGUUCUCGGGGCCACCCGGCGGCCUCGCCUCCUUUGGGCAGCCGGGGGUCCCCCUGGAGGCAGAGACCAGCAUCGCCGAGGCAGGCGGGCCCCCGGCCUCGUCACCAGCGUGUUCUUCUCGGGUUCGCCCGCACAGGGUGGACUUGGCGCCUGGAGGAAGCAGAAAUGGCCCACGAUGCCGCUCGGUUGCUCGGUCCCUCCCGUAGAGCCAGCCUGGCCUCCCGGGAUCGGGCACCUCCGGAGGUCCCCUCGGCUUCCCGGCCCAGGCAAACGCUUGGCAGCGCACCAAAGGAGGAGGCCCGGCGAGGGCCCGGCUCCGGAGUCUGCUUCCCACAAGGGACCUUUUUAACCCCGGUGAGGGCAGCCUCGCUCCCUCCUUCUCCCUCCCCCAUCGUAUGUAUUCUAACCGAAGAAAUGUGAUAGCACACGGGUAGGCUAGGCGGUGGAUGAGUACCUCAGAUGUCCUCUCAGCACGGGUCUGUACGUCGUCGUUUUCUAUCUUACGCGCUCUCCAUGUUUGUACUCCAAUAAACCUCUACCUCUUCA
Molecule: messenger RNA, 3736 nt
Organism: Monodelphis domestica (gray short-tailed opossum)
Lineage: Eukaryota; Metazoa; Chordata; Mammalia; Didelphimorphia; Didelphidae
Gene: ARID3B
Product: AT-rich interaction domain 3B
Biological process (GO): regulation of transcription by RNA polymerase II
Cellular component (GO): nucleus
Molecular function (GO): DNA binding
Source: RefSeq, a predicted model, not a curated record